AUUGCAGAAAUUUUCCGUGGGGAAAAUCUAACACUUGAAUAGGUUAAAGUUGAAUUUUAUAAAGAAAAUCUGACAUUCAAAAUGCUUUUUGGGUUUCGCAAAUUAAGUUUAAAUAUCUCAAAAAGGUAUGCAUCAGCUCUUCACCAUUUACAUGGUAAACGAGUGAACAGCAAAAACUGCAAAAGUGAAAUAGACGUUUUAAAUCCAGCAACAGGCAAACGAAUUGAAACACUGCAAGAGAGUAGUAUAGAAGACGUAGAUGCUGCUGUCCAUUCGGCGUCGGAAGCGUUUAAAAGUUGGGCAGAAUUUGCGCCUGCAGAUAGGGGUCGAAUUUUGUAUAAUGCAGCACAACUGAUUAAACAAAGAGCAGACGAAAUUGCUCUUGUAGAGGUCCAAGAUGUGGGAAAAACGCUUUAUGAAGCUGUAGAAGAUUUACAAGGAUGUGCAGCUACAUUAGAAUACUACGCGGCCUUAGCUACAACUUAUGAUGAUGCUGGACAAUUUUCACAAACUAAAGACGGUUAUGGCUACGUUAAAAAAGAACCAUUGGGAGUUUGUUGCGGUAUUGGAGCGUGGAAUUAUCCAUUUCAGAUGGCUGUUUUCAAGGCAGCUCCGGCUUUAACUUGUGGCAAUACAAUGGUUUUUAAACCAUCCCCGUUAACACCUUUAUCAGCGCUACUAUUUGCUGAUAUAUUAUACGAAUGUGGAAUACCUAAAGGUACAUUUAAUGUUGUACAAGGGGGUAGUACCGUUGGUGAGUCUUUGAUCAAACACGAGCUCGUUCGUAAAGUAACUAUGACCGGAAGUGUCAUCGGUGGUCGUAAUGUAAUGAAAGCUUGUAGUGAAGGACCAAAGCCAGUAACACUUGAGUUGGGCGGUAAAUCUCCUCUAAUUAUUUUCAAUGAUGCAAAUUUCGAGAAUGCUUUAAAGGGUGUUAUGAUGGCAAAUUUCCUAAAUCAAGGGCAAGUUUGUUCUAAUGGAACAAGGGUUUUCGUACAAGAAUCAAUAUAUGAUAAAUUCCUUGAGGAAUUAGUAAAAGCAACAGAAAAUUUAAAAGUCGGUGAUCCUCUUGUCAAAGAUACAAAAGUUGGUGCAAUUAUCGAUAAAAACCAGUCAAACAAGAUACUACAAUACAUUGACUCUGCUAGAAAAGAAAACGGAUCGAUAGAAUGUGGAGGAUUAAAGUUAGAACUUCCUGGUGAACUUUCAGGUGGAAAUUAUAUAUCUCCUUGUAUUAUUACAAAUCUUUCGGAUAAUGCAACUGCUGUAAGGGAAGAAAUAUUCGGUCCUGUUUUAACGCUACUCAAAUUCAAUGAAGAAGAAGAAGUUAUAGCUAGAGCGAAUGCAACUUCCGAUGUUCGAAGAAUUGCAACGAUGGCUAGUAAACUCGAAAGUGGUGUUGUGUAUGUUAAUACAUAUAAUGAUUAUCCACCAAAUUUACCAUUUGGCGGCGUCAAGAGUUCAGGUUUUGGAAGAGAGUUGGGUAAAGGAUCGUUAGAACAUUUCGUUUAUCAUAAAACUGUUCAUGUACGAGUGGAAAAUUUAGAAACUCCAUUAGUCAAUUAA
Dimorphilus gyrociliatus is the source of this 1566-nucleotide messenger RNA. The record is from the annotation of a GenBank genome assembly. NCBI's taxonomy places the organism in Eukaryota, Metazoa, Annelida, Polychaeta, Dinophilidae.